UGACGUCAUUGGAGCUGGCGUGGCGGCGGCAACGCCGGCCGCCAUUUUAGCGUUCUGUCUCCUGUCACUGCAGUUGACAUCAACUGGGGCAAAACCUCAAUCGUCUGCAGUGUUUGUGUGUGUUUCCAGCCCCAAUUGUGCAAAAGCGCCCCUGUCGCUGAUAAAGUUUUCCAGGCGUUUCAGUGAUGUACAACGGCAUAGGGCUGCAGACGCCGCGGGGCUCCGGCACGAAUGGGCACGUGCAGCGCAACUGGGCGUCGGUGCGGCCCGCCGAAAAGGCGAAGCCCUACAAGACGGAGGAGGAGCUGGCCCUGUUGGACAAGGCGAGCACUCGGCCCCCCAACCAGGAGAUCCUCGACCACGAGCGCAAGCGGAAGAUCGAGCUCAAGUGCGCCGAGUUUGCCGACAUCCUGGAAGAGCAAGGGUUCUCCGAGGAAAUGGUGGCUGGCAAGGUGGACAACUACCGCAAGGUGCUGCUGGGGUCCGACGCGGUGAUUGGCAAGCCGCUCGACCAAUGGGGCCGCGUCAGUGUCAGAGAGACGCACCAAGUGGCGGAGGCGCAGCAGGAGAAGAACGCCCGGCUGCGCGAGGCCUUUGGUAUAAGCGAGUACUUCGUAGAGGGCAGCAGCUUCGAUCCGGAGCGGCAGGCCAAGGAGAAGCUGGCGGCCAGCGCGGCGGCGGCGGAGCGCGAGCGGCAGCGCGCCCUUGAGAAAGCGGAGGCCGCUCGCUACCAGCUGGUGCGCACGCCCAGCCCCGAGAAGGAGCCGCUGCCCAAGCGGCCGGAGGCUGCGCCCGAGAACAAGCGCAAACCCAAGGACAGCAGCCCAUCCACUCCAGAGGGCGGGCGCAAAAAGAAGAAGAAGCGCAAGGCGGCCAAAAAGGACAAGUCCGUCAAGGCGUCGGCGCACAAAAAGAAGCGGAAACGGCGUCGGCGCGACCAGUCCACCGACGAAUCGGACAGCGCCUCAGAUGACGAUGUUGAUGAUGAUGAUGAUGAUGUUGAUGUUGAUGAUCAUGGCGACAAGCGGCGCCCCAACAACCGGAAGCUGAAGAAGCGGCCGAAAUCGAAGAAGAAGAAGAAGAAUGGCAGCGCACGCAAGCGGCCCAUUCCCUACACCAGGCUGUCGCCCAGCUCGGACUCGACCUGCAGCUCCAACAGCCCCUACUUUGCGCGCCGGCGCUCCUCCAGCCGGUCGCCCAGCUCCGCCUCCAUGUCGCCCUGA
Dendroctonus ponderosae (mountain pine beetle) is the source of this 1223-nucleotide messenger RNA. Its product is annotated as serine/arginine repetitive matrix protein 2. NCBI's taxonomy places the organism in Eukaryota, Metazoa, Arthropoda, Insecta, Coleoptera, Curculionidae. The record is from RefSeq and is a predicted model, not a curated record. The transcript is spliced from 9 exons. Bases 186 to 1223 code for a protein of 345 amino acids.